Syngnathus acus (greater pipefish) is the source of this 6855-nucleotide messenger RNA. RefSeq names its product immunoglobulin superfamily, member 3 (gene igsf3). The record is from RefSeq and is a predicted model, not a curated record. Bases 560 to 3724 code for a protein of 1054 amino acids. The transcript has 9 exons. NCBI's taxonomy places the organism in Eukaryota, Metazoa, Chordata, Actinopteri, Syngnathiformes, Syngnathidae.
UUGGCUUUUACGUGGGCCGAUAGUGGGAGAUUGAUUACGUCUCCAGGAUUUGCCGUGCAGGCAGCACACGGACUGAGAUUUGCUCUCUUAUCAGCGGUACAAAAAAAAGCGUGGAGAAAAGAAACAACGGACCUAAAAACACCUAACAGGGACUUAAUCAAGCCUUUUUUCAGUUAUUAUUUGGGCUUUUUUGCACGUCCCGUGGAGUGCGCUCUUCCCAAAAAGAGUCGUGCGGGACUUGGAAGUGUUGUGUGAGCCGGAGGUCCUCCGCAGUCCGUGGAUGUGUGGCGGUUGUACGCCGGGGAGUGGGUUGGGUCGCCCGGGUGCCUGGCGCACGUCCUCGGCAAUAAGGUGAUCGGAAGAAAGGACUCCCGAUUCUUUUGGGCUACUGGUUCCUGCUGGACGCCGAGGUGGAGCGUAGAAGCACCUUGCGUGGAAUUGUCUCGUCAAGCAGCAGGAUUCACCUUCCGAUCUUUUUCCGGGUCUGAGCAGCCGCUGAUCGUUUGUUCAUCCAGAAGGGGCGACACAUCGUCGGGGUGGCUGAGCCGGCCGAGGCACGAUGGCAACCGGUGUGCUGCUCGUCUCCUUCGCUCUAUUCGCGGGUGCCGCCGUGGCUCAGAGAGUGGUGACGGUGCAAAGCGGUCCGCUGAUCCGGACCGAGGGCUCCCACGUGACAAUCUGGUGUAACGUGACGGGCUACAAGGAAGGCGUGGAGCAGGAUUUCGAGUGGUCCAUGUACCUCCCGACCGCACCUGACCGGGAGAUCCGCAUCGUGAGCACGGCCCAGCCCAACUACGCCUACUCCGUCUACGCCCAGAGGGUGAACAGCAAGGACAUCUACGUGGAGAGGCUGAGCCGUGACUCGGCCAUGCUGCACAUCACCAAAGUGCAGGCCAAGGAUCAGGGCCUGUUUGAGUGUUACACGCCCAACACCGAUGGUCGCUACCUUGGCUCCUACAGCGCACGCACCAACCUCACUGUUAUUGCUGACUCACUGACAGUAUCAGCUCCAGCCCAGACUCUGUCCAAAGUGGAAGGAGAUACGCUCCAACUGACCUGUGAAGUUUCCCGGACCACGAUGCAACACACUCACUUGUCAGUGGGCUGGUACCUGAAAGCGCCCGAUGACGCAUCGGCCCCGCCUCAGGAGCUGCUCACCCUGUCGAAGGACUUUGUUCUGCGGUCCGGGGGUCCGUACCGCCAGAGGAUGGCGGCGGGGGACCUCAGACUAGACAAAACCAGCGCCACAUCCUACCGACUGACCAUCCACAAGCUGCAGCCGGUGGAUCAAGGCCUGCUCUACUGCCAAGCUGCCGAGUGGAUCCAGGACGCGGACGGCAGCUGGUUUGCGAUGACCCGCAAACAGAGCGACAAGACCCCGCUCCGAAUUCAGCCCACCGAUCGUGACUUCAGCAUCCAGGUGAGCACGGAGCGACGGUCCUUCACGGCCGGUGAGCCGCUGGAGCUCCGCUGCACCAUUGAGGCGCAGAACGUCCCCGAGCGAUUCUUCUCGGUGUCGUGGGUCUUCAGCAGCUCACCGGUGGCCGUGGUGGGCCCCAGUGCCGUGCCCGUCCUGGGCCCCGACUACAUGGCCCGCGAAGCCACCGGCCAUAUGACGGUGCGCAAGGAAAGCCCCAGCGUUCACCUGCUCAAGCUGCAGCACCUACGACCCGACGACGCCGGCAAAUACAUCUGCCGCGUGACGGAGCGGGAAAAGACACCCACGGGAGACUUCAUCGACCGAAGCAAGCGGUCCCGCAACGUUCAGAUCACAGUGCAGCCGCUCAAGAGCAACAUGACCGUCUUGUUGUCUAGCAAUUCGUCUGAGGUUCUGGAGGGCAACGUGAUGCAGUUGACCUGCUUGGUGCAGUCCACCACAGGCCUUCUGUCUGUCGUCUGGCAGUGGACGGACAAGGAGGGCAACGAACCCGCCCAGAGGUUGGCCUCUCUGGACAGAGACGGCACGGUUCGGCACAGCGAAGCCUACAGGGAGCGCUCCACCUAUGGCGAGAUUCGAGUUGAAAGGUCGAGGGCUGACACCUUCUUACUCUCCAUCUACAACGUCUUGCCAGAGGAUGAGGGGCAGUACAGCUGCACUGCAACUGAGUGGUUUCAAAGCGGCGCUGAAGCGGAACUCAGCUGGGUGCAGAUUGGAGAGACGUCAGACACGAAGAUGGUCACCGUCAAAACUGUCGAGUCCUCCUUCAUGGUUUCUGCCUCAUCACGGACACCAUCUGUGACCUACGGGGACUCCUUUGACCUCCUGUGCUUGGUCAAGCCCCGUCACAACCCUCGCGUCCCCACCUCGGUCACCUGGCGCUUCAUGCCGGCUGGCACGGAGGCCUCCGACGAGGACGAGGGCGAGUUCAAGGACCUGGUGACUUUCACCCGCGAAGGCACAUUGCAGUGGGGCGAACAGCUGCUCGGUUUGGGCACCCGCACCACCGUGGACCGCUCGCACUCCAACACCAACUUCCGGCUGUCCGUGACGCGGGCGGGGCGUCGCGAGGAGGGCAAGUACCAGUGCACCGCCGUUCUGUGGCGGAAAAACUACGACAACAGCUGGAGCCGAGUAGCCAACCGCACAUCUAACCUGCUCGGAAUCAGCGUCCUCCAACCAGAUAGCAAGCUCCAAGUGCAAAAGAAGAACCAGUCUCUGGUCAACCUGGAGGACAGUCGAGUCCGGAUCAAUUGCUCCAUCACCUCGCAGACCAGUCCGGACUCCCACCACGCCGUUCUGUGGUACGUGAGACGCGCCGCAGCGGGAUCGGAAGCCGACGAGCUCCUGCUGCGAAUCGAGCGAUCUGGCGCCCUGGAGUACGGCACGUACGCCGACGAGGAGAGGCUGCGACGCCGCGUGCAAGCCGAGAGGCUUUCCCCUCGCAACUACGCGCUGACCCUGAACAGAGCGGAGAGUGGCGACUCGGGGACGUACUACUGUCUGGUGGAGGAGUGGCUGAGUGACCCAGAUGGCGCCUGGUACCGUCUCUCGCGGGACAAGUCCGGGUUCACCGAGGUUCUGGUUAGACAGCCAGAGGCCCGACUUCAGGUCGAGGAGACGGAGUCAAACGUGACCGUCCCAGAGUCCGGCUCAAUCCGCCUGGGCUGCAACAUCCCCUCGCAGUCCUCCCGAUACUCCCGCUUCUCCGUGUCCUGGUACGUGGAGCGACCCGAGGACGACGACGACGAGUUGUCGACGGUAGAAGAGCAGGAAUGCGUGUUCUCCAUCGGCCACGACGCCAUCUUCGGGAAUGGCAACUGCAGCCCCAGAGAGGAGGCGGGGCCUAACUCCCGCCUGCAGUUUGAGAGGAGCGCUUCAGACCAGUACAGCCUGACCAUUCAGGGAGCCCGGCCGACCGACAGGGGGCGCUACUACUGCCACGUAGAGGAGUGGCUGCUCAACCCUCGCAACGCUUGGUACCGCCUGGCCACCAACAACUCUGGCUUCAUUACGGUCAACGUACUCCAACAAGAGUCCACCGUCAAGUCGGUGGUGUGCGCCAACGACGCGCUUUUCUACUUUGUCUUCUUCUACCCGUUCCCCAUCUUCGGCAUCCUCCUCAUCGCCCUGCUCCUGGUGCGCUUCAAGAGCCGCAACAACAGCAAGAGCCAGGAGGGCAAGAACGGCGCCCCCCUCCUGUGGAUCAAGGAACCGCACCUCAGUUACUCGCCCACCUGCCUGGACCCGCCCGCGCUCAGCCUGCACCCCGGCUCCGUGGAUUAGCGCUCCAGCCGCCGCGUCGGCCGUCACACGAGGGGAGCAGAUCAGGACGUCGCUUCCGGGAUUCCCUGUCGUUCACUGCUGUCUUGAUCCAUCAGUAGAUCGGCUGCCUCUUUUUUUUUUUUCCCCUCCGUGUGUGUUUGAGUGUGUGAGUGAGCGGCGUUGUCAUUUUUCGUGUGUGUCAGUGCUGCGUUUGAUUCAGCUAUCCUAAAUAGUGGUCUCAUUUUCAUAAAGGAGAACAAAAAAAUCAGCACACCUAAGAGAGGGAACUCUAAGCAUUGAUUGGAUGACUCCCCAACCCGAAAAGAAAAAAAAAUCUCUCGACGGUCCCGAUCCAAGAGCAGCCUGGCCUACUAAGUUGGUUGCCAUGGCGAUGCUCCGAGCCCACUGACUCCAUAGCUGGUGACUUGGCAGCCUCGCGGAGAGACAAAGGAAAGGUCCACCUGGCCCUGCUAAGAAUUUGGCCCACAAGCAAGUCCCGGCGCACCACUUUUCUACUUCCACACUGCCACACGCACACUGCGAGCAAACAAGCAUCUCCUACUCUACGUCCUGCUGAGGAUCUUCUGCAUCGUUUGCCAAGACCUUAUUCCCACUCUUGUGGUGUAAAAAGCUGAUUGGUCCUAAGGCGGCUAGUAAACGCGUCCGCUUACCUCCUGCUGUGGAUGUUUAUAGGCUCCUUUCAAUUGAAAAUUACUCGGUGGGAUUGAGAGACUGAAAUGAAGAUCUAGCACAUUUCCUUUCAAUUCGUUCCAUACUUUUGUCUUCAAAAGAGAUGUGAAAACGGACUUUUUACAUUGAUAGAAAAGAAAGAAAAAAAAGCUCGCAUCUGUCUGAAUGGAAGUAGUGUGUAGAUAUUGUAACACACAAAUACGUGGGUGGUGAGAAAUGUGUUUGUUUUAAAGAGUUUUCUAUUUAUUGUUUUAUACCUUGUUUGCAUAGCUGUUUUUUUUUUUGCUUUGAGAAUCUCGGCUGCUUCAGUUGCCUGGCAACUGAUGCCAGUAGGCUUGUUUGAUGGCGACCAUGUGCUCAAAGCUGCUCCAUUUCGCACCAAAUGAAUUGAGAGUGAGUCAGUGUUACAACACAAUGCAGCGAGGACAAAAAUGACUUGUGGCUUUAAGUGUACAUUCAGAAAAGAAUAACAAAAAAAACGCUUCUUGCUCACUUCCAAGUUUUUUUUGUGAUGCUUCGCCUCAGAAUGAUUUUUUUUUGCCUGUAUUUUUUUCCCCUCUAAGGUGGCUCAACGGGCAUGAGGCAGAAGGGGGAAAAAAAAUCGCCGUCCCUAGAAGAGACGGAAACAAACUGAGACUCGAACCUUUUCACUGCCAGACUGGACCUAAAACGAAAAGGAGGGGGGGUAGAAAUAGAACCCCCCCCGCCUUUCCUCCAACUUUGUCGUCUCAGUCGUGUCAACAUGUAUAUUGCAUGACAAAACCGCAGGAGACAUUUUAGAUGUUUUGUAAACUUGGAACUCUCCUGAGCGUCGUGUUUGUGUGACAGAGCGCCGCCCCAAAUUCCCAGUGGACUUCUUGAGCCCUGUCAUUUAACAAGCACCCCCUUUCCACUACCCCCCCCUCCCCACCACCACCACACCAUGUAAUAUUUCUUAAUACAGGGGGUCCUCUUUAUAUGACGGGCCAGGCAAAAUGUGUUUUAUAUUUAUGGCCUAGAAGUAUUUUUCAUACAAACAUUGAUUAUAAUUGAAACCUAACACUGCAUUAUAGCUUAGGUUUUUUGUUUUGUUUGUUUUUUUGGUAGAACUGUCAUAAACUGAGGAUCCCCUGUAUAUUGACGCUGUCCAACUAAAGGUAUGUACAUCCAAAUGUGAUUUGUAUGAAGAAAUCUACCAUUUGGAGAUAACGGCUCACAAUCCUGUACAGUGUUGUGUCACAAGAAUUUAGUAGGAAAUGGUACGACAAGUUGGCUCUGUGGAAUCCUAGCAAUGACACCGGACAACUCUCGGCAACAAGUCGAUGCGGCCCCACGCCAGUCGCUGACUCAAACCAGACCAAGCAACUGUAUUUCUUAUCGAACCACUAAAUCACGGUGCGGUUGUCAAGGAAGGAACGGAAUACGACAAAGAGGGAAAGAAGAGAGUGGUUAUGGCAAUGAACGAUCGCACUGUAUUCACUGACUGCAUUUCAGCAACAGAGACUCUCCGCGCUUUGCUUUGUAGACGCAGAAAUUGUAAGUAUAGUUCAGUAUUGUAAAACAAUUUGACUGUAUAUACUGUGUUGGUACAGCUUGGCAGUGCGGUGGCAGCUGGAUCUUGCUUACACAUACUACUUAGUACUUAGGUAUACUAUAUAUACAUAUAUAUAUUUUAAGCUGCAUCAUGUUCGUACCAAAUCCUACUAAAUUGGGACAUCUUAUUCUUUUUACAUUUGCUGAUUUUUAGCGCAGGACCAAUAUCAUUGACGUGGACAUAAUGCUGCGUUCAUCCAAGCCUCCCACAUCGGCAGCUUCACAUCCAAUCCCAUUAGAACAAUGUUACUGUUCCACAAUGGCCUCCAUUUUCAUGAAACCAAAGUACUUUUUUUUUUACGCGCACACAUCCAGUAUGUAUAUUAUCAUACAAGACUGGAACACACACUGCUUUUCCUUGUUGGUGUGCAUGUAAGCUGCCGUGUGGAGAUUUGCAAGGUGCUUUGUAACAUCGCCUUAUUAAAUUUCAAUGACUUUUUUUUUUUGCCGUGUACUCCUGCUCCCCAACCACCUGCAUUUCACAUUCCCCCAUGUUGUCCCCGUGGCCGGGAAGGGAAGGACCCCCACUGUUGCUGGAGCUGUAAAGACGCGCGUUCUGACUGGUGUUUUUGUAGUAAUAAUCCUAUUAAUAACAAUGACGAUAAUAAUGAGUACCAUCCCUUGGGGUCCCUUUGAGACGGUGUCGUAGCUGCCUUUGUGAGGGCUGCAUGUGUCGACUGUUUGCCGGCUCCACAUUUAGCUAUCCAAAAUAGUUUGUGGUGAUGUUUUCAGUUCAGCCCGUGAUGCUCGGUGAUGUAUUUUUAUAUCACUAUUGUUCGUUUUUUUAUUUAUUUCUUUUUUCUGUUCAUCUGUCCAAUAGUUGCCAUUGUGACCUUUAAAGAGGCACUUUGCUAUUGUCGGUUUAUUGCAAUAAAAAUACUUACAGAGAC